Podospora pseudocomata is the source of this 306-nucleotide messenger RNA. RefSeq lists its product as uncharacterized. Lineage: Eukaryota; Fungi; Ascomycota; Sordariomycetes; Sordariales; Podosporaceae. The coding region runs from base 1 to 306 and encodes 101 amino acids. The record is from RefSeq and is a predicted model, not a curated record. The transcript is spliced from 3 exons.
AUGGGGGACAGUGGCCGAAUCAUGGCCUGUGCCCAUAAAAACUCUGUCUUGUCGAGUGACAGAUAUGUGCGCCAGCUGCAGUACACCGCUUCCCAACAACAGGACAGCCAUGGGGAAAAACACGGUCAGUUCCUGACUGGCGGAUCCAAAGAUAUCAACCCCGGCCCACAGAGGCCCGCAAUUGGGCACACAUCUCGACGUCUCAUCAAGCGGAAGGAGUUGCAUCGCACAGCAUCCGCUGAGCGUCGUCCCGCCCGUGCCUUGCUCAAGAUCAUCGCCCGUCCAUCUCGAGAAACAAUGGGGUGA